Messenger RNA from Amoebophrya sp. A25, 2275 nucleotides. The record is from the annotation of a GenBank genome assembly. NCBI's taxonomy places the organism in Eukaryota, Dinophyceae, Syndiniales, Amoebophryaceae.
UGAAGAAGAGCGUCCAAAUUUAACGCCUUGAAUUUCAUGGCAAUAACGUAGACACGAAAGAAGCCGAGAGACUUACUACCACUAGUUGACAGCACGUCAAACCCCUUCAAAGUGCCGGCGUUGAAGCUUGCCCCGGUUGACUACGAAGCUGAGCUUCGAACCAAAGCAGCCAAAAAAAGUAAGGAGGCGACGGCGAUGGAGAUUAAGGCACUGCAGGAGCACCUUGAUGACCUGAAUUCGCAAGAAGGUGGCUAUCGCCCGCUGCAUAAGCUUGGGAAGCAGCCGUACGUUGGCAAGUCGAGUAUUUGAGUGUUAGAAUUCUUUAAGUUUUGCUUGUGUAGUGUAGUGCGUUGAAUGUUUUGCGUCUCCUUCUGAUCAACCUACAACACCUCCCUGUUCAAACCACUUCCUCACCUUCUUGUCUACACUCUCAAAAGCGUCCACUUAUAUGACCCUUAAAAAAAUGCACAGCUUUCGGCGACCUUUCUCUUGGUGAACAGCAGGAGCUCGCUUCCACUCUGGGCAAAAUCCGCUUGACGGAGGUGCAGAAGAAGAUGACCUCCAAGAUGCAGUUCGCCGCCCUCUGCGAGAGUGCCGGAACCAAGUCGUCGAAUCCGGUACUGUACUUAUUGGAGUGAAAAAGUAAAGAAGUUCUUAGCUGCUUUCUAGAUGAUUAAAAAGUAACGAAGUCUGCAGCUAUUGCUCUCCUGUUAGCAGCUCCGGGGGCACAUUUAGAAGUACGCGAGACCUUUAUCCACCUGCUGAACAAACUGAAACUCAUUCCCACCACUUCAAAAAAGUGUUGUUCUCUCUUCCUCCUUAACUCUGACCAUAAAACUUCAAUCCCAGUUGCCUCCGCAGAAGAACCAGCAUGCUCCGGGGGCUUGGUUGGCCAACGAAUGCCCGAGCUACCGCUGGAGCCGUGCGUUCACCAGCUUGCCGAACGCUGCGCAGCUCGAGUUGAUGCGUGCUGGCCAGAAGUUUCAACUCGCAAUGCGUGCCAUGCAGAUCAACCAGAGCGGUGGUGGUCAGCUUGCUCUUGGAAAUGUUGCGAACCCGCUCGCUUUGAUGGAUGGAGCUGCUGGUGGUGGUGCUGCUCUCGGGGACAUGAUGGGCAUGAUGAUGGGCGCUGGUUCUGGUGGAGAAGCAGGCGGCAUGGAUGAGGUGCUUUUCUAGUUUGUUUUUUAGAUUUAGAUGCAGUAGUAGUGGCUGGAUUUUCUUGCUUCGUGAUUCUUGACCUUCUUUUCUUUCGGCUGAGACUUCCCUGACUAAUUCAGACUGUAAUACUUGAUCUUCGUCGAGAGUCUCCGCGUCCUCUACUGUCCACCACUUGACUCUUGUAGUUUCUUUUUUAUCGUGGAGAACUCCACCGGCAAAUCAUUGCUUCACUUUCUUACUAUCCCCCUCGUUCCAGAUGAUGAAGAAGAUGAUGGCUGGCGGUGCUGCUUCUGGAGCUGAAAACGGCUUGGCCGGCGGCUCGAGCUCCUCGGGCGCCAACAACGGCAUGCAGCUUCCCUUGCCGCCGGCUGGUACUGGAGCAGAAGCUGAAUCUGAGGAGGAAGCUCAAGCUUCCGCCGCAGCCGGAGACGACCAAGAGGUUGAGGUCAGCCCCAAGGCUGCUCCGGCCCCGAAGCGCAAGAUGGCGCGCAAGAACUAGAUCGGCAUGAGGUGCAAGCGUGCGAUGUAGCUGAGAGAGCAACAACGAGAACCAGCAGCAGCAGGUCGAUGACUCGCGCAUGUCGUGGGUUGUCACUGUUGACACGGUGAUAGCGUCGUGACUCAGCAGCCGCUUAGACGAAUGAUGACUGAUGUUGCUCUUGGGUCUCCGAGUGUUUUUAGAUGUUGAAGAAGCUGUUGUAUUUUGUGCUUUGACUCAGAUCAGGUUCCAAGGUAUACACAGCGCCACGCGAUGAACUUCUGGAUUGAACUACGAUACUUUUUGGCAUGUUUUACCCUUAUUGAGCAACUCACUGCUUCACUAUAAAACUUUCCUCCACGGCGUCCUGGCUGGCAUUAACGUGACCAGCCUCGACAUUUAUCGAAGUUGCAUCUUCACAGUAUCACACUCUUUUCAUGUUCAUUACAUUCUUUUCCCUCUUCUUUUCGUUCAUAACUUCUUGAAAUACCCCGACACUUUUGACGUAGGCACUUGCUGCUGAAUCGUCCUGCCUUCGAGCAGUAUCUCGAAGAAGAACCACGAGAAACAAGCACUAAAAAAACUGCGUUGGGCUCGUGGUGUAGAUUGUCAAGCAUGGCUCUUUGAGCUACCUCCUCG